Anopheles stephensi (Asian malaria mosquito) is the source of this 4044-nucleotide messenger RNA. RefSeq names its product protein ultraspiracle (gene usp). NCBI's taxonomy places the organism in Eukaryota, Metazoa, Arthropoda, Insecta, Diptera, Culicidae. Bases 594 to 2105 code for a protein of 503 amino acids. The record is from RefSeq and is a predicted model, not a curated record. Gene Ontology annotation, biological process: cellular response to ecdysone; cell differentiation; anatomical structure development. The transcript has 8 exons. Gene Ontology annotation, cellular component: nucleus; activator ecdysone receptor complex. Gene Ontology annotation, molecular function: zinc ion binding; RNA polymerase II cis-regulatory region sequence-specific DNA binding; nuclear receptor activity.
CAUUCCGUGGUCGUGGAGCGCCCGCUCUGUUCGUUGCGUGUUGGCUCCGCUCGAAGGACAACCGUUUCUGUACGCGAGUGCAUCCGUCCGAGUUGCACUUUUCGAGCGCGUGUUUCCUUCAAAGUGCGGCUCGCGUUGUGAAGAUAAAAAAAAUCGUUUUAUGAAGCUAUCAUUCCACGGCCGGGAAUGAAGAGAUAGUGAGUGGUGGUGCGGAGUAAUUAUUCACCAACCGUCGUCUCACCGGGUGCCGCCAUAUGUGGCUGAAGAAAACGAAAGUGAAUCCUUAUACAUUUCUCUACUUUUUAUGCUUCCCUUACACCCAUUGCUUUACUCACCUUUGUGUGUUUGUUACUGUAGAGCGAACCCUCAGAUGUACCGUGAAAUUGUAGAUAAGACAGUGGUCUUGUUUGCUGUAAAUUAAGCACAUACACACACAAAAAAAAAACAAGUGAUAUACAUUACCCCUCCAGUAAAACUAUCGACAGUUGCCAUCCGUCCUAAACGAAACACCGCUCGUAACGCUUCGGAACGCCGGCGACAGUUGGCUAGCCCGUGUCGAUGUUUCGCUCCGCAUAGUGUAACGUUGUGUCAUAAUGCUGAAGAAGGAGAAACCGAUGCUGUCGGUGGCUGCAAUCAUUCAAGCGCAAGGCCGAUGGGAUCGGUCACUGGCCGGACUGACAGGUUUCGAUGCGGCCCUGGUCGGUCACAUGGGACCACUCUCACCGCCAGAUCUGAAGCCCGACCUAAAGCCGGACAUUUCACUGCUGAACGGAAGUGGCGGUGGUCCGUUCUCGCCCGGCAACAACUGCGGCCCUGGCAGCCCCGGCAGUGGCGGAUUCAACUCCGUCGUCCUACAGCAACAGAAUGCGCUUGUUGUCGGCGGUGGGCUCGGCAAUGGAACGGGUGGUGGGCAACAGAAUCUGCUGGUCGGCGGUGGAGGUUCACAGCAACAGCAAGGAAGCAACGGUGGUGGUGGCAGUGGACCCAACACACCCUCCAACAUCACGCAGCAGUACCCGCCCAACCAUCCACUCAGCGGCUCGAAACAUCUCUGCUCGAUCUGUGGUGAUCGGGCCAGCGGCAAGCAUUACGGUGUUUAUAGCUGUGAGGGAUGCAAAGGAUUCUUCAAACGAACGGUACGCAAGGACCUUUCGUACGCGUGCCGGGAGGACAAAAACUGUACGAUAGACAAACGCCAAAGAAACCGCUGCCAGUACUGCCGGUACCAGAAAUGUUUGGCUUGCGGUAUGAAGCGGGAAGCAGUCCAGGAGGAAAGGCAGCGAAGCUCCAAAUUUUCGAUGAAGACCGAAGAAAUCAACUCGACCAGCUCGGUGCGGGAUGUAGUGGUUGAUCGGUUUCUCGAGGCUGAACAGCUGGGGGAACAGAAGAGUGGUGACAACGCCAUACCGUACUUGCGAGUUGGGCAGACUUCUAUGAUUCCAACAGAGUACAAGGGUGCUGUGUCGCAUUUAUGUCAGAUGGUAAACAAACAGAUCUAUCAGCUAAUCGAGUUUGCUCGACGGCUGCCAAAUUUUUCGAAUCUUCCGCGCGAAGAUCAGGUGACCUUGUUGCGCAGUGGUUGGAAUGAAAUGUUGAUUGCUUCCGUUGCAUGGCGAAGUAUGGAGUACAUUGAAACAGAACGACCGCCCGAUGGUAGGAACGAUGGUCGCGUAACCAUACGGCAGCCGCAGCUAAUGUGUUUGGGACCGAACUUCACCCUGCACCGGAACAGUGCCCAGCAGGCCGGCGUUGACUCACUGUUCGAUCGCAUUUUGUGCGAGCUAGCGAUCAAAAUGAAAAGACUGGAUGUGAAUCGGGCUGAGCUGGGCAUUCUUAAGGCUAUCAUACUGUUCAACUCCGAUAUCCGGGGCCUGAAAUGUCGGAAAGAGAUCGACCAGAUGCGGGAGAAAAUUUACGCGUGUUUGGAUGAGUACUGCAAAACGCAGCACCCGUCGGAAGACGGCCGGUUCGCUCAGCUGCUGUUGCGGUUGCCAGCCCUCCGUUCGAUCAGCCUCAAGUGUAUCGACCAUCUGAACUUCCUGCGGCUGCUCGGUGACAAGCAGCUCGAUAACUUCAUCAUCGAGAUGCUUGAUACACCGUUGUAGGCGGAACUGUCUCCCGAUCUCAGCUCCCCGGACGCGGAUGAGAUCGCCCGAGCGGUGGCGGGGAAUAGCGACGCCCGAGAACCAGAUUCCGUUCUCCUGCUGUCGACCCUGCUGCAGAUGCUGCUGAGGGAGACGGGACUGUUUCUGCUGCUACUAACGCUGGCAUUUCUCAAAGUGUUACUUUCUCGUUCUUAAAAUCUCACGCUUUAGCGAAAUUGCAGCUGAAGCAGGUAUCGGGACGUUAUGAAUUAGUUUCAUAAUUGCUUGUCUGCUUAGCAGGCAGCAUACUUUUCUUACGUUUUUAUGUCAGUAAAUUCGACGAGCACAUCCGUUCCGUUUGUAAAGAUUGCGCUGCUGGAGAGCGCCUACCUGUAAACUUUUUCAAAUUCUGUUAAGUAUGCCGUGCAGUAGCGUCCAAACGGUGGGUGUGCAUUGAAUGAAGGAAAAGCGUGUGAACAAAGAAUCAAAAAAGAAUGACAAACGCUGGAAUAUAAAUUUGUAAAAAGAGUAAUACGUUUAAAACAUAUUGUCCCCAUUGUGGUAGAUGGUAGUUGCACCUAAAUUGUAUAAGUGAUUCGAUGAGAUGUAAGUAAAAACGCUGAAGCACAUAUUACAUUUUUUCAAACGAAUGUGAACAGGAAACACAAACAGCUAAACAAACACUACAAAAUGAUAUGGUGCAAAUAGUUUUUAUCACACUCAAAACUUAAUCCCUUUUACAAAUUAAGUCUACAUAGCUAUAAAGUGAUAGGGGGGGAGGAAAAAUGUGUGAGAGAACCGUUAAGCAUAGUUAUGUUACGUUUUUUUUUUGUUUGUUUUGACCUGAAUGCGAACACACGUCGAUUUGGCCCCUGUCGUGUUAUUGAACAAAGGUAAUCUAAAUAAAAGGAGUGAAAUAAUGAUUUGCUUCAUUUCUGCUAUCGUACGACACAGAAAGAUCACCGAUCGCGGAAGUAUUUUGAACAGAGGAUAGGUGCUAACCGUUGUUUCCAUUGUUCAAAUACGCGUGUUAAAAAUGCUUGCAAACUCGCUCUCGCUUCCAUCCAGCAUUUCCUUACACUCGUUUCCUAUUACACAACCUAGUGGUUUUCUCACUAGAUCUCAUGACACGCGGAAAGAAGUUAAAUAUACAAUACUUUAAUGCGUUGCAAAACAGUGCAUUUCUAUUCGCUUGAUCGAUUAACAGGUUAUGAUUUUUUUAUUUUAUGUCCUUCAAUUUUACAAGCAAGGAAUGUGUCAAGCAAUGCGUAAAUUUUGUUUUACUCACUUUCAAAAAUCCUUAUUUAUCAUCUACCAAUGGACUUAAAGAAUGAGACUAGCUUUAGUGUCUGGCGUUCGUUCAUGAAGCAGAAUUGCGAGCAUGUAGUGGCUCUUUGCGCAUCUAUAGAAGUAUUAGUGAGCGUCCCUCCUUUCCAAAUUAAUGAACAAAAGGAUGUUUUUUGCUCACACAGUUGGAAUGCAACAUACAUAUUGCUGAUACAAAAUUAAAUACAAACCGUUUAUGAGUGAAAGUGUAGAAAAACAAAAUCAAAACCCCUCACCAAAAUACAAUGAAAAUUGUGGAAUUUUUGGAAUAUGGCACAAGCUAAAUGUGAACAAGAGAUUUGCUAUUUAUGACCGAGUAACCCCGUGUAUGAAGAGCAACUGUUGUAAUAUUUCUUCCCUCAGGCAAGGAAAUCUGUUCCCAACUGUUACUGUUCCCUUUCAUCAAAUGCGCACAUUUCGACGCCAACACCUACAACUACAUACCUGCAAAUCGCUAUAGGAGCUUAAAUAAUUGUCUCUAGUGGUGUAAGAAGUAGUGUUGUUUUUCUUUAGACCUUCUUUAGAAACCAUGUGCAAAUGCAAGUAUCGUUCUUUAAAUUGAUCGCCCCCUUAAAGAAAGAGCGCUUGAAGGACCAGAUAAAAAGAAAGAUAUAAAGAGAGAGAGAGAGAGAGA